CGGUCCGGCCUCCGCAGGCUGCGCGGGGCCGAGCUAGCUGCUGCGGGUUCGCUGGGCAGCUGCCUGGGGACGCUGCUCCUGGGCCGGAGUUCCGACUUCCUUCCCCGAUACAGACGCCGCCGAUCUUCUCCCGGAUCGUCUUCCUCCGUAACCUGCUGCUUUCCUUUUUCCUUCCUCCCGGCUCCCACCUCCCGAAUCCCCGCUGCCCUUUCCUGCUCCAGGGCCCUCCCGGAGCCGAGCAUCCCGGGUAUCCACCUGCCAUCCUCCUGGCUUCUUGCCCUUCCUUGACCUCAGGUCCCGUGACCCACGGAACCCCGUCAUAACCUCACCAGACUCUUCCUAAACUCCUUUUCCUCCUCUCUCUGCCAGCUCCCCACUCCAAAUUCCAGCUACCCUUGACCUCUUGACCUCUGACCCUGACCUUCUCAAUGGCUAUCUCCUGCAGCGGUGAGGACUGCUGACACGGAGUCCUGCCCCUGAGUUCUGCUUACACCCCACCCUCCCACCCCACCCCCUGUUUCUGAAGCUUGUUUUUCACUUUCUUACUCCUGGGCCACUUCCUGUUACUGCUACCCCACCAUGGACUUUUUGAUGAGUGGCCUGGCGGCCUGCGGGGCCUGCUUGUUCACCAACCCCCUGGAAGUGGUAAAGACCAGGAUGCAGUUGCAGGGGGAACUGCGGGCCCCCGGCACCUACCAGCGGCACUACCGAAACGUCUUCCAUGCCUUCAUCACCAUCGGCAAGGUGGAUGGCCCGGCUGCGCUGCAGAAGGGACUGGCCCCUGCUCUCUUAUACCAGUUCCUGAUGAAUGGCAUCCGCUUGGGCACCUAUGGGCUGGCUGAGGCUGGGGGCUACCUGCACACGGCGGAAGGCGCCCUCAGCCGUCCCCGCAGCGCCGCAGCUGGGGCCCUGGCUGGGGUCAUGGGAGCCUACUUGGGGAGCCCCAUCUACAUGGUGAAGACACAUCUACAGGCACAGGCAGCCUCAGAAAUUGCCGUGGGUCACCAGUAUAAGCAUCAGGGCAUGUUUCAGGCGCUAAGCGAGAUUGGCCAGAAACAUGGGCUGGUGGGGUUGUGGCGCGGGGCCCUGGGCGGCCUGCCCCGAGUUAUCAUCGGUUCCUCCACCCAGCUGUGCACCUUCUCGUCCACCAAGGACCUCAUCACUCAGUGGGAGAUAUUUCCGCCCCAGAGCUGGAAGGUGGCUCUGGUGGCUGCCAUGGUGAGUGGCAUCGCUGUGGUCCUGGCCAUGACACCCUUUGAUGUGGUCAGCACGAGGCUCUACAACCAGCCCACUGAUGCCCAGGGCAAGGGCCUGAUGUACCGGGGGAUACUGGAUGCCCUUCUACAGACCGCUCGGACAGAGGGCGUCUUUGGCAUGUACAAGGGUAUAGGUGCCUCCUACUUCCGCCUUGGCCCCCACACUGUCCUUUCCCUCUUCUUCUGGGACCAGUUACGCACCCUCUACAACACGUACACCAAAUGACACCAGGCACUCUUGCACACACCACCAAAUCAGCACUCCUUGGACACUUCUGCCUCCAGUCCUAUGUCCUGGCAACUUCUGACCAGGUGACCCUUCGUCCCUCCAAGGGGAACAGCCAACUCCACUCCCCAUCUGAUUUUCUCAGGGUUGAAUCACUACAAGGGACAGUCUCCCUCCUUUCCUUCGGUGUCCCUUUAAACCUUCCCUCCCUUUCCUCCUGGACAUGUCACACCCCUCCCCCCCUUCCUCAGGGCUGAACCAGUCACUCCAAAGUUUUCCCUCCUUUUGUUUGGACAGCCUUGGGUCCCUUCUGAUCCUAUGCACAAACUUCUUUAACUCCCCACUACAAGACCAAAGGGAACUGAGGGGACCUAGGUGUCUUGUUAGAUGCAAAGGCACAGAGAUCUUAUCUUGAUUAUAAAGCCAGUUUAUUUCUGCA
Molecule: messenger RNA, 1921 nt
Organism: Neogale vison (American mink)
Lineage: Eukaryota; Metazoa; Chordata; Mammalia; Carnivora; Mustelidae
Gene: SLC25A35
Product: solute carrier family 25 member 35
Exons: 5
Coding region: 580-1482 (300 amino acids)
Source: RefSeq, a predicted model, not a curated record